Salvia hispanica is the source of this 3144-nucleotide messenger RNA. Its product is annotated as alpha,alpha-trehalose-phosphate synthase [UDP-forming] 1-like. Gene Ontology annotation, cellular component: cytosol. Gene Ontology annotation, biological process: trehalose biosynthetic process. The record is from RefSeq and is a predicted model, not a curated record. NCBI's taxonomy places the organism in Eukaryota, Viridiplantae, Streptophyta, Magnoliopsida, Lamiales, Lamiaceae. Gene Ontology annotation, molecular function: trehalose-phosphatase activity; alpha,alpha-trehalose-phosphate synthase (UDP-forming) activity.
ACUGGAGUAUCAGAGAAUUGACGCAGCAUCACGGCUGCCUGUGCAAUGCUUAUGUGUAGUUAUCAAUACGAAGCCUUUUUCUACGGCGGCAACCUUUCUCUGCGGCGGUGGAUGAACGAUGAAAGGAGAGGGAGAGGGAGAGGGAUACAAUUUGAUAGUACAAUAAUUCUGAAUCAAAUAUUGCAUCUUUUCUCUGGGUUACUAUGUAAUCACAAUAAGUUUGAGAGGGGGAUGAAAUGAAUUAUAUUCUUUCAUCUAAAUCCAAUCAAUAAGAGCAAUUGCUCUCUGGCGCACUUGAGCUCACUCGCAUCCAAUUUCCCGCAAUAUGUCUGGCAAUAAGUGUAACGGAAACUCACAAGUGCUCAGCACCCGAAUUGGAAGGCUCUUGAGAGCGAGAGAGCUGAAAAAGAACAACAGGAAUGAUGGCAGCUCCAUUCCUGAGAUAGAUGUAUCAAGGAAUUCCCAUGUCAAUGUGGACCAGUAUCCAGAAACUACUGCACAGAAUUUUAUCGAUGGGUGGGAAAGGCCCGAUGGGAAACCGACCAAACAGAGGUUGCUAGUGGUUGCCAAUAGGCUGCCUGUAUCUGCAGUCAGGCGGGGCGAGGAUUCGUGGUCGUUGGAGAUAAGUGCAGGCGGUCUAGUUAGUGCUCUUUUGGGGGUGAAGGAGUUCGAGGCAAGAUGGAUUGGUUGGGCGGGUGUGAAUGUGCCAGAUGAGGUCGGGAAGAAGGCGCUCACUGCCGCUCUUGCUGAGAAGAAGUGUAUUCCUGUCUUCCUCGAUGAGGAGAUUGUUCAUCAGUAUUACAAUGGCUACUGCAACAAUAUACUGUGGCCUCUGUUCCAUUAUCUCGGACUCCCACAAGAGGACCGUCUUGCAACCACGAGGAGUUUCCAGUCGCAGUUUGAAGCGUAUCAGAAGGCAAACCAGAUGUUUGCUGAUGUUGUGAACAAUCAUUAUGAGGAGGGUGAUGUUGUUUGGUGUCACGACUACCACCUCAUGUUUCUACCAAAAUAUCUCAAGGAGUAUAACAGCAAGAUGAAAGUUGGAUGGUUUCUUCACACCCCGUUUCCAUCAUCUGAAAUCCACCGUACUUUGCCAUCCCGGUCUGAACUUCUACGUGCAGUUCUGAUGGCUGAUUUAGUGGGAUUCCAUACAUAUGAUUAUGCAAGACAUUUUGUGAGUGCUUGCACUCGUAUUCUUGGACUUGAAGGUACUCCUGAAGGUGUAGAGGAUCAAGGUAGACUCACUCGUGUUGCUGCGUUUCCAAUAGGGAUUGAUUCGGAAAGGUUCAUGCGGGCUCUAGAAAUGCCUGGAGUCCAGGAGAAUAUUAAAGAACUGAAAGAGAGAUUUUCUGGAAGAAAGGUAAUGCUGGGUGUGGACCGUCUCGAUAUGAUAAAAGGAAUACCUCAAAAGAUAUUAGCUUUUGAGAAAUUUCUGGAGGAAAACCCAGACUGGUGUGAUAAAGUGGUAUUGCUUCAAAUUGCUGUGCCAACAAGAACUGAUGUUCCUGAAUAUCAAAAACUUACGAGCCAAGUCCAUGAAAUUGUUGGACGAAUCAACGGAAAAUUUGGAACUCUGACUGCUGUUCCUAUUCAUCAUCUGGAUCGUUCUCUUGACUUUCCUGCACUGUGUGCAUUGUAUGCUGUCACUGAUGUAGCACUUGUCACUUCUUUGCGGGAUGGAAUGAAUCUCGUCAGCUAUGAGUUUGUGGCAUGUCAAGAUUCCAAGCGGGGGGUUCUCAUCCUCAGCGAAUUUGCUGGAGCAGCACAGUCCCUUGGUGCUGGCGCAAUUCUCGUGAAUCCGUGGAACAUUACGGAAGUCGCUGCAGCAAUAGACCAGGCUUUGAAUAUGCCUGCUGAAGAAAGAGAGAAACGCCAUAGGCAUAACUUUGAGCAUGUCACAACUCAUACUGCUCAGCAGUGGGCUGAAUUCUUCGUAAGUGAACUCAAUGAUACUGUUAUUGAAGCUCAGCAGAGAAUAAGAAAAGUUCCGCCCCCUCUUGAAUUCAAUGAUGCCAUCGGCCGUUACUUGCAGUCUAACAAACGAUUACUCAUACUGGGUUUCAAUGCUACACUUACGGAGCUAGUGGACACGCCAGGGAGAAGGGGAGAUCAGAUCAAAGAAAUGGAAUUAAAACUGCAUCCUGAGUUGAGGAAGCCUCUGGCAUCACUUUGCGAGGAUCCAAACACUAUAGUCGUGGUGCUUAGUGGAAGCGAAAGAUCCGUCCUUGACGAGAACUUCGGGGAUUUCAAAAUGUGGUUGGCAGCUGAAAAUGGGAUGUUCCUGCGAUCAACAGAGAAGGGAAAGGAGCAAUGGAUGACGACGAUGCCAGAGCACUUGAAUAUGGAUUGGGUUGACAGUGUGAAGCAUGUGCUCGAGUACUUCACUGAACGAACACCGAGAUCACAUUUUGAACGCCGCGAGACUUUGCUCGUAUGGAACUAUAAGUAUUCAGAUUCUGAGUUCGGAAGGCUGCAAGCCAGAGACAUGCUGCAGCAUCUGUGGACGGGUCCGAUCUCCAACUCGUCGGUGGACGUGGUCCAAGGCAGCCGCACGGUGGAGGUGCGAGCAGUUGGUGUGACAAAGGGAGCAGCCAUUGACCGUAUACUGGGAGAGAUCGUACACAGUAAAGCCAUCUCUACUCCGAUAGACUUCGUCAUGUGCGUCGGCCAUUUCUUCGGAAAGGAUGAGGAUGUGUACACAUUUUUCGAGCCGGAACUUCCACCCGAUAACUUGGCUUUUUCGAGAUGCAAGGUGAGCGAGGCGGCCAAGAGGCAAACUCCGCCAGCGAGGCCUCACCCCAACGCCGACAAGAAAUCGGCGAGCAGCAGACGGGCGUCGCAAGAAAACACUUGUUUGAAUGUGCUUGAUCUAAAAAAGGACAACUACUUCUCGGUGGCGGUGGGGCGGACGCGAACGAACGCACGCUAUGUUCUCAACAACUCCGACGACGUCGUAUCGUUCCUCAAGGAGUUGGCGGAGGCAGCAGCCACACCCACACCCACACCCACAUACUCUUCACAUUGAUUCAACAACGAUUAUAAGCUGGGUGUGUGUUUCUAUUCAAGUACUUUCAAUAACACAACAUUGUUUCAAUAGUAGUUUAAUUGCGGUUUAUAUGGAAAAAGGAAAAAUAUAUUUCUUCA